ACAGUCUUUCCGUUAGCGUUAGCUCGUUAGCUUGUGUGUUCGCCGCACACUUGUAAACAGCCUUUUUUUUAACACCCAAUUCUUCUAUUGUACUUGUUUUAAACCUCUCAUCUGUCGCAUGGAGCUGCGGCUCAUCUGUUUGUGCUUUAAUCCGACACAAUAGAUCCAGAUUGAGCCAGCGUUCCUUUCUUACACGGCCUUACAACAGCAGUCAUGUCUCACCGAUUCAGAGCACCCCCUGUUGACACAGACCACCGCCCAUUUGCCCGUGCCAUGGCCCCGGGUGUAGAGCGAGGAAGAAGGAUGUUCAGAGCGCCCCCUCCUGGAGCCCGCCCAUCUUGGGCAGUAAGGCCCCCCUCACAGAGACCUUUUCCACACAGGCCCCCUCCCCAAAGAGCUCCCCUCCACAGGCCUCUUUCUGAGCAGGAUUGGCCACCCCAUCCCCCUCCUGAAUCUGAUUGGCCACCACGUCCCCACGAGCCCUCUGAUUGGUCUGUGAGCCGCCCGGCUGCCUCUCAUUUGUCAGCAACAGCAGAAGGUGCUCUAGGUGUGUUGAGCAGCUGUGGUCUGGAUGCUGAAGACCUGUCUGCUUUGGCAGAACUUCCAGAGGACUUACUCACACUCAAGUCUCUGCCCCUCCUCCUUAAACAAAUCAAGGGCUUGAAGAAGGACCCGGGUCUGCCUGGAUACUUGCCCCCAGGCCGUACCCCCAUACCACAGUAUGACCAAUCAGAGGCUCUAUACGCAGGACCUGCUCCUAGGCAAGAUAUGGAGCAAUCACUGAGCAUGUAUCGGGACCCAGGCCCGUCAAAGGCGGAUUUUCCCCCCACUGCUCCUGGUGGAUCCUCCUUUGUGGUGGAAUAUGGACACUGCACAGCAUCACAGGACACACGCAAGUCUCCGGACCGCCCGCCGUGUUCCUCCUCAGGCUUUACGACUCAUGGCUCAAAGGAAUUCAGACGAUCCGUUGAGCGAACACCCUUACUGGGAGCUAUUGCACUGUCCUCUAUACCAUCGGAAACUGAGGCCAGGGACUUCCAUGGGAUGAAGCCUCCAGCAUUCCCCUACUCCUGCUCUCUCUGCGAUGUCACCGUACUGUCUGACUUUGUUUGGACUCAGCAUGUCACUUCAAGCCUACAUGCAGAUAGUCAACUAGCUUUACUGCAGAGGUUCCCAAGUUGGGACUGUCGUAUGUCUUCUGUUUGCAAGAGUGAUGACAAGCAGCCAAAGGAACCGGCAAAGAAACCAGCAAAAAAGACCAAGAAAGAAACUACCACGACAAAUACAAAAAAGUCGGCAAAAGUGGUGUGUGUGAAAUUCCCUCCACAAUCAGUAGACGAGUCCUACAUCCGAAAACUCAUUGCAAUGUUUGGAAAUAUAGUGCACGUCGCCAUGUUCCCUUCACUGGGUUUUGUUGAGCUGGAAACACCAGAACAAGCCCAUCUUAUCAUCGACUACUACACCAAGACUCCACACAAAGUGAAAGAUCAAGAGGUUGAGUUUACCAUUUCCACCACAUUCAACUUCCUACAGAGUUCUUUCGUGCUGAAAUUCCACCCUGUUCCCUUUGGUAAAGAUGGUCAGUCGGAUCUCGUGACAAUCAUUAAACGCUUUGGAACUCCUCGCUACACCAUGUUCCUCUCAAAGAGGAUGGAGGCCUAUGUGGAGAUGCAGAAUGCAGCUGACGCUCACAAAAUGGUGGAGUUUUAUUCCGACACUCCUCUGAAAAUGAAUGGAGUAGACAUCAAAGUGUCCUUCUCCCAGGAAUACAGGAAUCUGGAGCGCUGUGUUACAGCCAGACCUUAUGACAACAACCAGCUGGAAAAAUCUGAGGACAAAGAGCCUAACUCAAGCAAGAAAGAGGAUGAGAGCCGUGCAAGCAUCAGUCCUGCUAGAGAACGCCGCCACGGCCGAGGGAAAAGUCGAAGCAAAUCUCAAGCAAGAAGUGUCAGAUCUGUGUCUUCUGACCGACACAGGAGAGAGAGGAGCAGUGCAUCCAGAGACCGCUCCAAACCCGACUCCAAACCCGACUCCAAACCCGACUCCAAACCCGACUCCAAACCCGACUCCAAACCCGACUCCAAACCCGACUCCAAACCCAGCCCAGAGGCAGAAACUAAGCAGGGGGAGGAUCGACACAACCAAUCAGGAGAGGACAGUGACAUCGAGGGCAUGCCGGUGGUUGGAGAGCAGACAGACGAUGAGAACACAGACUGCCCUCCUGAUCUGAGAUACUGCAUCACUUUGGAUGAAGUCAGUGAUUCGGAAGAAGCUGAGGCUGAACCCAACGUGGAAGAAGAGGAUGAAGAUUCUCCUCGAGUGGUCUACAUUGGAAACCUUCCUAUGUGCAAGUUCUCUGACCCACAAUUCAUAAAGAUGGUCAAGCAGGUCUACAGACCCGUGCGAUAUUUCAUCAACAGACAGCAGAGAAUGGGUCUGGUGGAAUUCAAGAGUCAAGAUGAAUCUCGGGGCUUUGUGGCCCAAAUGCAAAACUACAGUUUUGGGGGAUCUUGUCUUGAUGUCUUUAUAUCCAACAAAUAUAACAGGCUUCCCUGGGGGAGAGGAGUGGAGUAUGACGAGUCUGGACGAAUUGUGAGACAUUUCCGAGUUGGCAACUCUCCCAAACGUGAGGGUAGUCAAUACCUCUACCAGCAUUCACAACUGGAAUGCAACUGGGGCUGUCACAAGUAUCCCCAAAUUGAAAUCACUGACUCUCGCCAGCGGUCCAGGGACAGGUCCAGGGACAGGUCCAGAGGCAGGUCCAGGGGCAGGUCCAGAGGCAAGUCCAGGGGCAAGUCCAGAGGCAAGUCCAGAGGCAAGUCCAGGGGCAAGUCCAGGGGAAGGUCCAGAGACAGAUCUAGAGACAAAUCCAGGGGUAAGUCUAGAGAUAGGUCAAAGGGCCAGUCUAGGUCCAAAUCUGCAGAAAAAUCCAGAGAAACUGACAAAAUGGACACCCCUGAGAAAUCAAAGAGCCCAUCGCCUCAAGAGAAGCCUUUGGCAGGAGUGGACGAGAGCCAGGCAAUGAAGGAGGGGCCAGCCACAGCCGAUAAUGAGGAACAGGGCUGGGUUGUUCAUGAAGACAUGGACAAGCAGGAGGAUGAGGACAGUUUAAUGGUCAAAAUUGAGAGCGUAGUUUCAUUAAAAGAUCUUGGAGAUCAAAAACAAGAGUCAGAAGAUAUGGCAGAGUCAAAGGAUGCCUUGAAAAAUGAGCAGGAAAGCGUAGUUUCACUAAAAGAUCUUGGAGAUCAAAAACAAGAGUCAGAAGAUAUGGCAGAGUCAAAGGAUGCCUUGAAAAAUGAGCAGGAAAGCGUAGUUUCAUUAAAAGAUCUUGGAGAUCAAAAACAAGAGUCAGAAGAUAUGGCAGAGUCAAAGGAUGCCUUGAAAAAUGAGCAGGAACUCGAAGAGGAGUCAUGUGACCGAGCUGAGGAAAGUGGAAACGAACAAGUCAAGGCUGUCAAGAGGAAGGGAGGCAGAGAGGCAGAGACAGGACCAGAGUGUGGGCAAGAGAAGAGACUCAAACAGGACUUCACGAAAACAGAAGAUGGCACUGCUGAGACGAGAAGACCCAGCAAGCCCGUAGGGACUGAGUUUCUCCUCUUGUAUUGUGACCUGUGUCAUGUAAAAAUCUCUGAUGACCAGGAGGCCCGAGUGUCCCACUGCAGCAGCCAUGAGCACUACCUCAAAUACCAGGAGGUCACAGGAAAGGAUCCCUGGAGCUGCUGAGACAAGACUGCAUUACCCACAAUCACACUGGGUCUUACCUCCCAGAGCCUUCUCACAUCACACCUUUGUUCACUCUAUUUCAUUGUACGUAAACUAGUUGAGUUUAGCAGCUGAGCGACCCAUUUGACUGUUUUCAUUGUACUAAGUAGGUCAAAUGCUCGUGCUGUGCUGAAACAUGACAAUAAAAAGCUGUAACUCC
This is a messenger RNA of Periophthalmus magnuspinnatus, 3922 nucleotides long. Its product is annotated as matrin-3-like. Lineage: Eukaryota; Metazoa; Chordata; Actinopteri; Gobiiformes; Gobiidae. Gene Ontology annotation, molecular function: RNA binding. The transcript has 23 exons. The record is from RefSeq and is a predicted model, not a curated record. The coding region runs from base 214 to 3723 and encodes 1169 amino acids.